Molecule: messenger RNA, 810 nt
Organism: Cantharellus anzutake
Lineage: Eukaryota; Fungi; Basidiomycota; Agaricomycetes; Cantharellales; Hydnaceae
Product: ubiquitin-conjugating enzyme/RWD-like protein
Exons: 9
Coding region: 118-645 (175 amino acids)
Source: RefSeq, a predicted model, not a curated record
AAAUCGCGACACGUUUGUGCCACUGGACAACAACGUUCAACAGACCCACACACAGACCGGGAGUUGUGUUUCCUGCUGCCCUACAUUCGCUCGUACAACCAAGUGAAUAGACACAGGAUGGAGUCGCCUUCGCAGCUUCCCCGGGAGGAUCCUCAAAAGAGCUCCCGGGUUGGAGGAUCCGGGGCACCAUCUUCGGGCACCGUGACCAAACGGCUGAGCUCUGAGCUGAUGCAGUUAAUGAUGUCAAAUACCCCUGGAAUAUCAGCAUUCCCCCGCUCUGAUUCGGACUUGUUCGACUGGGUUGCUACCAUCAUAGGUCCAACGGGAACGUACUAUGCUGGGCUCACAUUCAAGCUUUCAAUUAUAUUUCCUCCGACCUAUCCAUAUGCUGCGCCGGUAGUUACGUUUAUUACCCCAUGUUUUCAUCCAAAUGUUGCACUCUCGGGUGGAGCGAUUUGCUUGGACAUCCUCAAGGAGAAGUGGAGCGCGGUGUAUGGUGCCCAAUCCAUUCUGUUGUCCAUCCAGUCGCUGCUCGGGGAGCCAAAUAACGAAUCACCCCUUAACGCCGAGGCCGCUGAUUUAUGGCAGGAUAAGAAUGCUUUCAUGGAACGUCUCGUCCAGGUCUCCCGCACAUGGUCAGGGUGAGAGUGUACCCGAUGAUUCGAAAUGAAAGGUUGUGACUAUGCUCCUCUGAGAGGUGCAGCUCAUUAGUGCUCGUUCAUCCCCGCAUUCAUCCCACUUAAUACACUGCAUGUCAUCUUACGAUCUGCAUCUGCAAUGCUAUCAACAUCCCGACUCACCCAUCACCCA